UGAAAUACCUGCUACAACGAAAGGAGGGUGUCCCCAUUAUUAUUUUUUGUGAACAAAGGUGCAAUGCACUUUCCGAACUGAGAUGCAGCAAUACGAAGCGUCUAGUCUGCCGGGAAACCACACGAAGGAGAAGAAGAAGAAGAAGAAGAAGAAGGAGGAGAAGAAGAAGGAGGAGGAGGACAAGAAGGAGGAGGAGGAUGAGGGCGCGAGUCAAAUAAGCGGAACCCUAGUCGCCAGUGUGGAUGAGGGAAGCAUGCAGACCAUAAAGUGUGUGGUGGUGGGCGAUGGUGCCGUGGGUAAGACUUGCCUUCUAAUCUCCUACACGACAAACGCCUUCCCAGAGGAGUACAUCCCCACCGUGUUCGACAACUACAGUGCCCAGAUAAGUGUGGACAGCCGCGCCAUCAGCCUCAACCUGUGGGACACUGCUGGCCAGGAGGAGUACGACCGCCUGCGCACCCUCUCCUACCCCCAGACCAAUGUCUUCAUCAUCUGUUUCUCCAUUGGCAGCCCGUCCUCUCAUGCCAAUGUACGGCACAAGUGGCACCCAGAGGUAUCCCACCACUGUCCUGGAGUUCCAGUGCUGCUGGUGGGCACCAAGAAGGAUCUGCGUGGAGAUGUGGAGGCGGUGAAGAAAUUGAAGGAGCACGGCCUGGCCCCCACCAACCAACAGCAGGGUAAUGCCUUAGCCAAGCAGAUCGGCGCCGUCAAAUACCUGGAGUGCUCAGCUCUGAUGCAGGACGGUGUGAGGGAGGUGUUUGAAGAGGCCGUGCGAGCUGUGCUCUACCCCGUUACCAAGAAAAAUGUCAAGAAGUGUGCUGUGUUAUAACUAUGUGCCUAGACUAGGGGGACUGGGGGAAGAGACUCACGAUUGGCGCUGCCAUUUUGGCUCCCAAUAUGCCUUUCACGUUCUAACCCUCACCACUUGUUAGCAUUGCCUGGCUUCAAUAUUAAUUGAUUGUUUGUCAAGAGGUCCUCUCCACUAAGAUGUGGUUUCAAUUGAUGCCAACAACCUUCCUAUGGAUUUUUUUGUAUCUCUGAAAUCAAAACUGCAGCGACGAUGCUAAGGGAUUUCAAUGGUGCCUUCUCAGCAACUUGCUGCCUUGUCCUCACUGGCUGUAUGUUUAAGAAGAUUACAAUUGAUUUGACACCUUUGCUUUUCUCCUUCAUCAGGCCAGUCUUGUAAUGUGUUGGUCUUUUUCUGUGAACUUUACCCUUGUUGUCAUCUGAUGUGAUUCACAGGAAUGUUGUGUCAAUCAGUAGCCACUGUGUUAAACAUUAUGUUCAUCCCUCUGUGCCAUUACAGUAAUAGUUGUAGUGUGGAUUGUCAAUAAGAUAGUUUGCCUUUAACGUGGUUCAUAAGCCAGGAUCACAGGAUAUCUGCUGAACUAGCCUUGCUGGUAUGAGACAAGCAAGAGUGUAUGUAUGACACUGUCACCCUGAACACAUGCACACUUUGAUUAGAACAGUCUGUCUCCUAUUGCUCUGUUACUCACACUCCUCUCUCUUACUCUGUAAAACCAUGAGCUUACCAUUCCGCACAAUGCUUUGUCAAAACAAAGUCCUGAUUGUGUCAGUGAAUACAGAUUGGGUAGCUGCUAAGUAAACAGAUGCCCUAAAGAUUAAUGUUAUUUUUGUAUUGCUGGUGGGACAAAUCAGGAAGCAAUAAUUUGAGUGUUUAGUGAUUAACACCCCCCCCCCCCCCACCACCACCACCAAAAAAAGUCUAACUCUCAGUCAGCUGACCUGCUUAUGGGUAGUCUUUAUUUUUUGUCUGAAGGCAAGCAGAAACCACAAGUAAACUGCAUUCUAUGUUCUAUUGUAACUAACUGAAAUCGGUGCUGAAUAAUGCUACACAUUAGGAUGUCAUAAAAGUUGUUUAGCGUUACUGCCCUCAUUGAGGAACGCGUGUUGAAGGUACCACGUAUCAGCAGUAAUGCUGCUCAUUCCUGGCUAACUGUUAACUUAUCUAAGUGUAAUGGCAAGUAUGUAUGGCUAAUACUGCAACAGGAGCUGCCAUCCUAACAGUUCCUUGUGCUGCAUGAACAUGCUUGUUGGAGAGUGGAAGGCAUAGGCCUACAUUUGUACCCAAACCACUCUAGCAGGGUUUUUUUCAGUGUCUGGUGGUAUUAUUGGUAUGAAUGGUUCUGUCGUGUGCCUCAUCCCUUUGUGAUGUCAUAUGGGAUCUGUAAUGAGUUGAUGUGCAGCUUCUGUAAUUAAGGCCACAGGGUCCGCUGGUUUUUCCCAUCAGACUGCACCACUAAAUUGAAUGUGAAGUAUUGCAUUUUAGGUAUAAUUCAUAGUAAAUUUGCUGACUGGACAAUACAUGUGGUGGAAACCUGCAGAGUCUGUAGCACUUGAGAACUGAAGUUGCACUUCCUCUGUGUGGAAGUCUUUGCCUUCUCAAACAGAAGGAAUUAAUUCCACCCCAACACUGACUGAUAACAGAUUGGUUCUGGUGGAAUGUAAUUGUUUUUUUUAACCAGAAACCUAUGAAAUGUACAUCUAAUUGCCAAAAUAAAGGAAACACUUGAGUAAAUGAGGAAUAAAAGUAUAUUGAAAGCAGGUUCUGCCACACAAGUGUGAUUCCUGAGUUUAUUAAGCAAUUAACAUCCCAUCAUGCUUAAGGUAAUGUGUAAAAAUGCCCAGUUGCCUGUUAUUUUGGCAACCAUGGCUAGAAGAGAUCUGUUACUUUGAAAGAAGGGUCUCAAAUGAGCAUGGGGGUUUAAAGGAUGUGUGUGUCAGUCACCAGAUCUCAACCCAAUUGAACACAUGGGAGAUACUGGAGCGGUGCCCAAGACCGCAUUUUCCACCACCAUCAACGAAACACCAAAUUAUGGAAUUUCUCAUGUAAGAAUGGUGUCCAAUAGAUUUCCAGACACUUGUAUAAUCUAUGCCAUGCUGUUCUGGUGGCACAUGGUGGCCCAACGCCCUAUUUAGACAUUUUAUGUUGGUGUUUCCUUUAUUUUGGCAGAUACCUGUAUAACAGGUUAUAAUGGUUCAAUUAAGUAUUUUUAAGUAGGCCUACAUAUUCCCUUAUGUCUUUGGCGCUCAAUGCCAUUCUGUUCUGCAGACUAAAGAGGCUUGGUUGUGGUAUUUAUGAUCCAAGAGAGACAUUUUGGUAUUCAUUUUAUAUUCCAUUUAAUUCCAGAUACAGGUGUCAUGGUCUUUACCUUUAUGUGUAAAGACUCAACUUUAUAUAUUUUUGAUUCAAUCCUUUUUUACAAUGAGAAGUCAAUGUGUGUACUAUACAAUAAAUAUUUCAGAUAAACGAUUACCUUACAAUUACCUUACCUUUACAAAGAAUCACAUGCAUUACCUUUACAAAUAAUUACUUUGAUAAGAUGUUUACCCAUUUUCUUUUAAUUAUAUAAGCUUAGUAAUAAAAGGCAAUGUAAAAGAAUGGGCAACCAAUGUCUUCAAUCUAUUAAUGCGUUGUCAGAGCAGUUGCAUCAAGGAAACAUCACCUGGUAAUAAAACAUAGAAAAAAAUGGUCCUCCUAUACUUACAAAUCACUGACAGGCUCGGUCCUGUAUGGUACAGUGAACCCAAACCAUAGAUUUGGCAUUACCUAGACUUGCCCUUCUGCAUACAGCCAUCAUUUGAAUUGGUUGCUGUUGGUCUAUCAGUGUACAGAUUUACUUCAUGAAAAGGCACAUUCUAGCAUUAGGUAGUGCCAAAAACUCAAGUUUUACCUCUUUUUAUUUUAUUUUUUAUCUCUACCUGAAAGGGAUGACUUGGCAUUGAAGUGCCUCAAAGGAGUGUGUGGUUUUUGACUCAAGCACUGUGGAACUUGAUUUGUCAGUUAAUGUAAUUUUAACUGCAACCAAACCCACUUGCAUUACUAAAUAAAUGCAAAAGUUUA
Molecule: messenger RNA, 3865 nt
Organism: Salvelinus namaycush (lake trout)
Lineage: Eukaryota; Metazoa; Chordata; Actinopteri; Salmoniformes; Salmonidae
Product: rho-related GTP-binding protein RhoG-like
Exons: 2
Coding region: 83-829 (248 amino acids)
Biological process (GO): establishment or maintenance of cell polarity; regulation of actin cytoskeleton organization; regulation of cell shape
Cellular component (GO): cell cortex; cytoplasmic vesicle; cytoskeleton
Molecular function (GO): GTPase activity; protein kinase binding; GTP binding
Source: RefSeq, a predicted model, not a curated record